This is a messenger RNA of Aspergillus clavatus NRRL 1, 306 nucleotides long. RefSeq lists its product as uncharacterized. The record is from RefSeq and is a predicted model, not a curated record. The transcript is spliced from 3 exons. The coding region runs from base 1 to 306 and encodes 101 amino acids. NCBI's taxonomy places the organism in Eukaryota, Fungi, Ascomycota, Eurotiomycetes, Eurotiales, Aspergillaceae.
AUGGCUACCAACAUCCGCCGCGCUUUCUCUUCCACCGCUAGAGCACUCCUUGAGAUCAUUUGGGAGGGAACUAAAUCACACCCAAAAUAUGAGGAUCUUCUGAAGGAGAAGAUGAAGAAGAACCGAAAGUUGUCUGGAGCUGACAAAGUCAAAUUUGCUGGAGAACCUCAUACAUCUGACAAAGACAAAGAGCUGCGCGCUUCUGGUCAGAUUUUUCAGGGGCAGUCUCGUCUCACUUCUGUCCAUGUUUAUGAGAACGGCACUGUCGAAUAUUCCAAAGCAAGUUUCAAUGGCGCGCAGGAGUAA